AUGUACAAAAUUGUGGUUUUCAUCGGUUUUCUCUUGAAUAUUUUCGAUUAUUCCCACGGAGGAGUGUUAAUAUGGGGUUCAGAAAGUAUCCAAUUACCCUCAUUGAAGCAAUUCAACAAUGAAGACUUUGAUUUGCUGAAGAGUUACAUGCGCCGCCCCAAAGUGGUUGUCUUCAAAGGUGAUCCAAUGCAAAUCUCCAAUGAACUUCAGAAUCUUCUUCGGAAUAAAUACACUGCGUACGUCCCAAGCAGUAAUUUAAACAUCGACAACGUCAUUGAAUUAAAAGGUGAUGCCACAUCAAAUUUUAAACAAAUCCAGGAUACUCUGGAUAACUGCAGUCGUGAAUACGAUAAUAUCUUGGCAUUGAUUCUUACCAAUCACGAAGCAGCACCAAGUGCGCCUCCUGCUGCCAAUCGACCAAAACGCGAAGCUUCCGAUGAGUUCACCACUGAAAUACCGGAAACUUUUACGACCAUGGAAAACUAUGAGCCUGUCACUGGCCCAGUGCUCUAUCAAGCCUCCACGACCACUUCCGAAGUCGCCAUGAUUUAUUCUUCAAGGACACCGGUCUUGAAAAUAAACGCCACUAGUUAUAAUCUUGGUAAAGCCGCCGUGGCAACCGUAGAUGAUCGUGGUGAUAAAUAUCGACAACUUAGCGUUACCAUUCCGACGGAAUCCGGUGAUAAAGUCACGCUCAGAUUUAAAUUCCUAUGGAAUUCUGGGUACUGGUAUCUUAAUACCAUUAAUUUGUUGCUCAUGUCCACGAAAACUUACACUUUGACAGUCGAUAAAGAAGAAAUCUCCGCAGCGAAAUCAUUUUCGUAUCACUGCAGCGGCAAUUCCGUGUUUCGCGAAGAAGAGAACGAGAUUGAGUUGAUGUUGUUCGACAUUCAAGCUCAGCCUGAUUCUCUCAAAGUUAGAUUUAAUGAUGCUUACGAUUGUGUUGAUUUCACCACUGUUCCAAUAUGGUCCGGGUUGUUUAUCGUGUCGUUGUUGUUGGUGGCGCUGGCAAUUGGUCUAGGCGCGUUGAACAGCAUCAAAACGAUGGAUAAAUUCGAUAACAGCAAGACAAAACAGUUGACGAUCACCACCGGCGAGUAGUAAACACGCACGUUUUAAAAUCCAAACACAUAUGUCACACUCAAAGUCUCAAAACAGCUUAACUUGUUAUAAAUACUAUGAGAAUAAAUACUCGUUAACAAUAUGUACACUUGAAAUUUGGUUUCACUGCGAGCAGUAAGAUGGCAGCAUGAGUUGUGGUAUUCCGGUGAUGAGUGGUUGAUUUUUAUCUUUUGGGCACACAGAUAACCUAUAAACAUAACCUAUGAACAUCUAAAUAACUUGUUAUUAUUUGUAUUUACCUUUCUUUUGGGUUUAAACUUUCCACUUUGAUUUUUGCAAGGUGUACCCUCGGCGAAGCCAAUAAACGCCAUGUUAGUGGGUUAAACACA
Dalotia coriaria is the source of this 1451-nucleotide messenger RNA. Its product is annotated as V-type proton ATPase subunit S1-like. The transcript has 2 exons. The record is from RefSeq and is a predicted model, not a curated record. Bases 1 to 1101 code for a protein of 366 amino acids. NCBI's taxonomy places the organism in Eukaryota, Metazoa, Arthropoda, Insecta, Coleoptera, Staphylinidae.